Salvia splendens (bonfire salvia) is the source of this 941-nucleotide messenger RNA. RefSeq lists its product as uncharacterized. NCBI's taxonomy places the organism in Eukaryota, Viridiplantae, Streptophyta, Magnoliopsida, Lamiales, Lamiaceae. The coding region runs from base 127 to 597 and encodes 156 amino acids. The record is from RefSeq and is a predicted model, not a curated record. The transcript has a single exon.
ACAGGCUGUGACGAUGCUGUGCUUGGAACAUUACCUUCCAAAUUCUCGUCUCCUCUUCUCUUCCCUUCUUUCUCUCUCGAAGAACUUUUCUGCAAUUGGGUGUAGAUUCCAAUCCAAAUACUCAUCAUGAGCUCCGUUUUCCAGCUGCAGAGAAAGCAAUCUCUUCCUCUCUCACAGUCGGCUACCCGUGAGGCCUCUGGGCCCGGGAUCCGCCACCGGCUCUCCUCUCUCUCCCUGAAUCUAAAGAUCCAGCCGUCGUCCUCCCCGGCCGCUGCGUGGGCCAUGCGGCGCUCCAAAUCCAUAUCCGCCAUGGGCGAAUACGCCGGCAGCUCCGUGAGGAAGUGGUGGGAGUGGGGAUGGGGAUGGAUCCUCACCCGAAAACCUACCUUCGCCGCCGAUCUGGAAAUGAACGAGGAAGAGGUCGCUGCCAUCGGCAGCCACAGCAGGGGCAGCUGGCGCCACGUCUUCUACAAGCUCACCUCCCAGCUCCGCCGCAAGCUGCUCGGCUCCGACAAUGUCGGUCUCCCCCAGACCUUCCGCUACGAUUCCUUCAAGAAUUUCGACAAUGGAAGGUCCUCCGCCUCCUUCAUCCACUGAUCUACCAUUCCUUCAUGCGAUUCUACUGUUCGGAUAAUCGUUCUUUCAUUUAUUGAUUGCCGGUAUUAUUACGUAUAUUCGAUCCCCCUUUUUGGCUCAAUUCUGCUGUCUCUCAAAUUCAGUUACGCUUAAUCUGAGGGGAUCGGCCCGGCCGGUAUCAAAUCUUUCAUUGUGCGUGUGAUUAAUUAAUUCAUAUAUAGCGUUUUGUAUGAUAUUCUUUUUAAUUAGUUGUUUCAUUUAUCAUGAGUAGUUUGGUUUGUAAUUCGUUGAAAUAUAUGAAGAUGGCCACUUAAUUGUAAAAUGUUCCAUACAAAUCUGAAUUCAGCUCUGCUAAAUUUCAUGAA